Erinaceus europaeus (western European hedgehog) is the source of this 2155-nucleotide messenger RNA. RefSeq names its product replication initiator 1 (gene REPIN1). The record is from RefSeq and is a predicted model, not a curated record. The coding region runs from base 67 to 2058 and encodes 663 amino acids. Lineage: Eukaryota; Metazoa; Chordata; Mammalia; Eulipotyphla; Erinaceidae. Gene Ontology annotation, biological process: regulation of transcription by RNA polymerase II. Gene Ontology annotation, molecular function: DNA-binding transcription factor activity; RNA polymerase II cis-regulatory region sequence-specific DNA binding. The transcript is spliced from 3 exons.
GGGUGGGGGUGGGGGUGGGCUCCCAGGGUUUCUGCUCCUGGAGUGGUGUGGGGGGGGCGCACCAGCAUGGAGACGGCGUGCUGCAAUCUCGCCUCGGGAGGCGGCGACCUCCGCGCGCAGCCGGGUAAGGCUGGCCUCUCCGCCAUCGGAGGCCUGAGCUCUGCUAUGGGGGUAGGGGUGUCCUUCCUGCUGCAGUUUUCUCUGACGUCCGGGGGCGAGCAGAGCGCACGGAGCAGCAGCCAAGGCCUCCCCAGGAGCACGCCCCAGAGCUGCUGGGGAAAGCUGUCUCUCCAGCCCCGUGGCCUCCAGGAGGACCCCACCAUGCUGGAGCGUCGCUGCAAGGGCCCCCUGGCCCUGGGCCCCCACCACCUCCCUUCCGGGUCCUCUCAGGAGCCCUCCCAGACCGUGGAGAAGGAGCCCCGCGGGCUGAGCUCAGCAGGCACCGCCCUGGCGGCCCAGGUGGGCGGCCAGGCCCCGGGCAGAGCCCACCGCUGCGCCCACUGCCGACGGCGCUUCCCGGGCUGGGUGGCCCUGUGGCUGCACAGACGUCGCUGCCAGGCCCGGCUGCCCCUGCCCUGCCCCGAGUGCGGCCGCCGCUUCCGCCACAGCCCCUUCCUGGCCCUGCACCUCCAGCUCCACGCGGCGGCCACCCGGGACCCGGACCCGGGCUUCGCCUGCGCCCUGUGCGGGCAGGGCUUCCGCGGUUGGGUGGCGCUGGCCCUGCACCUGCGGGCGCACUCGGCCGCCCGGAGGCCGGUCGCCUGCCCCGAGUGUGACCGGCGCUUCUGGCGACCCAAGCAGCUGCGGGCCCACGCCCGGCGCUGCCACCCGCCCCCGGCCGCCCCCGAGGCGCGGCCCUUCAUCUGCGGCAACUGCGGCCGCAGCUUCGCGCAGUGGGACCAGCUGGUGGCCCACAAGCGGGUGCACGUGGCCGAGGCCCUGCAGGCGGCAGCGGCAGCAGCGGCCGCAGCUGCGGUGGCCCAGGCACUGGAGGGACCCCGGCCCCGGGGUCGCCCGUCGGUGACCGCGCCCCGGCCCGGGGGCGACGCGGUGGACCGGCCUUUCCAGUGCACCUGCUGCGGCAAGCGCUUCCGCCACAAGCCCAACCUGAUCGCUCACCGCCGGGUGCACACGGGCGAGCGGCCGCACCAGUGCCCCGAGUGCGGGAAGCGCUUCACCAACAAGCCCUACCUGACCUCGCACCGCCGCAUCCACACGGGCGAGAAGCCCUACCCGUGCGCCGAGUGCGGCCGCCGCUUCCGCCACAAGCCCAACCUGCUGUCGCACAGCAAGAUCCACCGGCGCUCCGAGGGCGGCGCGGGCGCGGCGCGGGGUGCGGGGAGCCCGUGGUCGGAGACCCCCGGCGCGGCGGCCCCGGAGCAGCCAGGCGGCGCCGAGGAGGAGGAGGAGGAAGAGGAGCCGGUGCCCGGGGCGCCCCCGCCGCCGUUCCGCUGCCAGCACUGCGGGCGCGGCUUCCAGCUGGAGCGCUUCCUGCUGGCGCACCUGCGGCAGCACCUGGGCGGCGGCGCCGGGGCGGCUUCGGUGGCCGGCGGGGAGCGGCCCUUCGCGUGCGAGCAGUGCGGGAAGCGCUUCGGCAAGAAGACGCACCUGGCGGCCCACACGCGGGUGCACUCGGGCGAGCGGCCCUUCGCCUGCGAGCAGUGCGGCCGCCGCUUCUCGCAGGGCAGCCACCUGGCGGCGCACCGGCGCGACCAUGCCCCCGAGCGGCCCUUCGUGUGCCCGGACUGCGGCAAGGCCUUCCGCCACAAGCCCUACCUGGCGGCCCACCGGCGCAUCCACACGGGCGAGCGGCCCUACGCCUGCCCCGACUGCGGCAAGGCCUUCAGCCAGAAGUCCAACCUGGUAUCACACCGGCGCAUCCACACAGGCGAGCGGCCCUACGCCUGCCCCGACUGCGAGCGCAGCUUCAGCCAGAAGUCCAACCUCAUCACCCACCGCCGCAGCCACAUCCGGGACGGCGCCUUCUGCUGCGCCAUCUGCGGCCAGACCUUCGACGACGAGGACAAGCUGCUGGCCCAUCAGAAGAAGCACGGCUGAGCCGGCGGGGGAGGGGGGGGGCUGGCGACAGGUGGGAGUCCCUUCCACCCUCCCCGGGAGGGGCUCGGUGUGUGGGCGGGGAGGGGGUCUUUCUCCC